Molecule: messenger RNA, 1943 nt
Organism: Drosophila virilis
Lineage: Eukaryota; Metazoa; Arthropoda; Insecta; Diptera; Drosophilidae
Source: RefSeq, a predicted model, not a curated record
GUUAAUCAAGUGGUCCUCGAGUAUAAAAUCAAAAUUUAACAUUUUGGCGCCCUCACAAAUUUUGUCUUCUGUCCAUUGUUAUGGAACGUCGUUGUAUAGUUUGUGGACAAACGCCAACAUCUGGGUUUACCCAUCCGCACAAUAUGGCGGAAGCUGUCAAUUGGCAAAAUAUGCUAUCUUGUUUUGUCCCUGUCGAGACAUUGCUCCACCACUGUUGCGUUUGUAAUAAGCACAUCAAUCGUUCACAGGUGCAGCAAAGUCAAAAGCAGAAGGAAACCAGGGUCGACGAUCUGAUUGAGCAGCGGCGCGGCGUCACUUUCAACAAUUCGGACGCCGUUCUUUACUUUGGGGAGCAGGGCAAGGAAGCUCCACAUAGUUGCACUCAGUCUGUAAACGCAAUGCAGACGAACGAGCUGCAGACGGAAAACGGAAGCUCAGGCACAGUUGAAUCAGCACAAUUGUUGAACAAUUCAGAAACGUAUUACCGCUCCAACUAUGUUGAUACUGCGAUUUUCAAUAUCCAUCCGGGGCUCCCGAGCAAAGUAAAUAACGUGGCGGCCACAAAUCCGAGGGAAGAGGACAUGCUAGACAGUCCCUGGGCUACCAGACGAACUUCUGGCAAUGAGACAUAUGCCUCUCGAAAGAACAAUCAGUGCGUGUGUGGAUCCUCUUGUGAGACUAUCGACUCAAUAAACGCGGGAAAACAAGCUUUUGAGACCAAAAGAGCUGUUUGGAAACAUCCAAUUGCCACGAGUAGCAGUGCAGUAGCACCUUCAUGCAUAUGUGGAUCUAGUUGUCCAAGAGCCUUGACAGCCAAAAAGCCAAUGCUUAAUCCUCAACGAAUGGCUUGGCCUGCCGGGCAAUCGUUCGAUUCCUCAAGAGACGGUUCAAGCGGGUUUCCCGUUAACGUAUGUAACAAUCUGGAUGCACUGCAGAAACACAAACAACAUAUACAACAACAACUACAACAACAACUACAAAAACAACAACAGCGACAAAGGUCGCAGCAAAACCGACAAUGCCAAUGCUGUCUGACUUCUAGAGUUCGCGAUCAGGCAAUGCAAUGUCCAUCCCAGAAGUUUAAUCAAGUGCCAGCAGCACAGGAAGAUAAAUGUAUUUGUUGCCCCCAGAAUUGUAUUGACAACACUUCGUCGCGGAAUGAUCGCAAAGUCGAAACAGCUCCGAUGAGCUCAACAAUCCCGAACCAUAACUUGCAGCCGUACAAGUUUCAACAGAACCGGAAACCAACGACGGACAUGCCAAGCUCACCGCCAGUCAGUGUGCUAAUCAUGGGUGGCUCCAUGUUGCCCACGUACUGUAAUAAAACGAGUUUUAGAGCACAACCAUCUAAUAGCUCGGAAAUUUGUGUGCUGGAAUCGGACUUGACGCGAGAAGGAGCUGUCUUCCCAGACAUUGAUGAGCCCAAUUAUACAGUCUGUCGAGCGCUAGCUGAACCAACAAAUGACCCAAAUGGACUUUCCGAUCAGAACUCCACGGAAGUGUUACUUUUGGGCAUAGCUCAGCCCGAGAAAUUUCCAUGUUUUGAGCGUGAAGAAAACAAAUCUCUUUUGGCAAAGCUGGCUCAGCAGGUGGUCGAACAUAAUGCAGAAGCAACUGGGACCAGCAAGGAGCAAGAAAUACGCUUGGAUGAGCUCGAACGCCUAUUGACCCAACAGCGGCAACUGCAGCAGUCCAUUCAGGCUAAACUAAAGGAGCUCCAGGGCAGGAAAGCUCCUGCAACGCCUCGAAUGAGUGCGGGCAUCGCUACAAGGAACAGCAGGAUGCCACUCAUUCGAACCGGCCCGAACCCAACACGGCGAAUUCUACCAGCAAUGUCCAGCAACAAGACAAAAUGAGUGAGGGCGUAAAUCGCACUGUUUGAAUGUGUCCCCAACACGAAUGUCUAGACGAAAUCACAGUUACCAUAAAAUUUCAAAAAACUA